CCAUCACAUUAUGAAAUAUCUAGGGUUUUUCAUUCUUGUUUCAGCAACUCAACCCUAACAAAAACCCUAGCUCGCUCGCUCCUCUCUCAUCUCUGACCUUCGAAAACUCUCUGUAAAUUAGCCAUGCCGAAGCAUUACCGACCUCCAGGAAAGAAAAAAGAAGGAAACGCUGCAAGAUACAUUACCAGAUCACAAGCAGUUAAGCACCUCCAAGUUAGUCUGCCCGUUUUCAGGAGAUUAUGCAUUCUCAAAGGUAUCUUUCCCCGGGAACCGAAGAAGAAGGUGAAAGGAAAUCACCACACUUAUUAUCACAUGAAAGAUGUUAUGUUUCUUAAGCAUGAGCCAUUACUUGAGAAGUUUAGAGAUAUGAGGGCAUAUGAAAAGAAAGUAAAGAAAGCUUUGUCAAAGAAGAACAGGGAUCUUGCUGAACGUCUAUUGACUCGCAAACCUACUUACACCCUUGACAUGCUUAUUAGAGAGAGGUACCCUAGUUUCAUUGAUGCAUUAAGGGAUUUGGAUGACUGUCUCACCAUGGUACAUCUUUUCGCUGCAUUACCUGCUAUUGAGAGGGAUAAGAUUGAUGUGAAGCGUAUCCAUAAUUGUCGAAGGUUGAGCCAUGAAUGGCAGGCCUAUGUAUCUCGCACUCAUAAAUUACGGAAAACAUUCAUAUCUGUAAAAGGCAUAUAUUACCAGGCUGAGGUUGAGGGGCAAAAGAUCACUUGGUUAACUCCUCAUGCAUUGCAGCAAGUCUUGCCCGACGUUGUUGAUUACAAUAUCAUGCUUACUUUUUUGGAAUUUUAUGAGACUCUUCUUGCUUUUGUGAACUUCAAACUUUAUCAUUCAAUAAAUGUGAAGUAUCCACCCAUUCUUGAUCCUCAGCUGGAAGCUUUAGCAGCAGAUCUUUAUGCAUUAUCAAGAUACUUAGAUUCUAAUUCUAAAGCACCAGCACUAGAAUCUCAAGCUGCCAGUUCAUCUGGAUCUGAGCAAGCUGAGGCCCAGGAAAAUGGGACAGAGCUUGAAGAGUCUGAACUUAGGCUCGCCCAGCUUCAACAUCAACUUCCUUCUAAUGAACCUGGUGCAUUAAUGCACCUGGUCGAAGAUGCUCCUGACGAAGAUGAAGAUGAUGAAGAAACAAAGGAGUGUAAAACUCUCUUUAAGAAUAUGAAAUUCUUCUUGAGUCGAGAGGUGAGGUUAAUUAUUUACACAAUUAUACCUGCUUUUGGUGGUGUGGUUUCUUGGGAGGGGGAAGUGUCUCCAUUUAACGAAUCUGACCAGAGCAUUACUCAUCAGAUUGUUGACAGGCCAACACAGGGACAUAGGUUCCUUUCCAGAGAAUAUGUUCAGCCGCAGUGGGUCUACGAUUGUGUAAAUGCACGGAUCAUAUUGCCAGUUGAGGACUAUUUGUGGGGAAGGGUUCCUCCACCACAUUUAUCACCGUUUGUUGACAAUGAGGCAGAAGGUUAUGUUCCUGAGUAUGCAGAGACCAUCAGAAGGUUGCAGGCUGCUGCAAGAAAAGAAGUCCUUCCAAUGCCAGGUCUUGGGAAAGAAGACUUAGACGAUCCCCAAAAUUUACUGGCUGAAGGUAUUAUCAGCCGAACAGAAGCUAUUGAAGCCGCCGAAAGAAAACGGAAGAUGUCAAUUCUUGAGAAGCAGUAUCAUGAUGAAUUAAAGAUGGAACUUCAAGGUGUCCAGUACUCUUCUGUCUCAAAUGCGAAUAAGCAAAACUCUGCCGAGGACAUGGAGGCUGGGGAAAAAUCUCUAUCUGAUUUGCAACAAGUUGAGAAGGAUCAUGCCAAUAUUGAGAAGGUUGUGAUGUCACGUAAAAAGAGGGGACUUCUUGAAGCCAUGAAGAUAGGCCAAGAGGCGAAGCGUGCUCGUGUUGGUCUUCUCAAGGAAAGGAAAAAAAGAAUUGAACCAAAGAAAUCGGAGUAAAUUUGAAGCUAUGCAGAUACCUCGAUGACCUGAGUAUUGUUGCUAAUCUUUACAACACAUGAUAUCUGGUUGAAAGUUGAAAGUGUUGCUUAUUUGUUCUUUUACUUAUUCUUGCUGUACUGUAAAUCAACUGGAACACUGCCAAUUGAGAUUUGUAAUUGGCUAAAAAAUUUUGCUGUUUGAAUCGGUAAUUUUUCAGAUAAAGCGGCCUUUAUUGUCUUCCA
This is a messenger RNA of Camellia sinensis, 2156 nucleotides long. Lineage: Eukaryota; Viridiplantae; Streptophyta; Magnoliopsida; Ericales; Theaceae. The record is from RefSeq and is a predicted model, not a curated record.